GCUGCUCCCUCCCUGGUAUCUUAAGAAAAUCAAUGUAUCUGCGUUUUGUCCCACUUCACUGACCUUCCAUUGUGAUGCUCAUUUUUGUUUAUUUAUUUUUAGGCUGUGGAUGACUCUGGCAUGCCGGGCUUAGACAGAGUAGACAGCUUGGCUGAGUGUUUGGUGGAGCUGAGGAACCAGUCCUCUCUGGCCCUCACCAACCAGCAGGUAAGCAACAUUGUUGCUCUGUGGCAGAACCUGCUGGACUACGACCAGCAGAGGGUUACCUUUGCUGCCAGACACCAGAGCAGGCUGGACACAGGGAGGUUCAGGUCUCCAAAGAAGAGGCAGGAGUUCACUCCAGGGGUGGAGAGCAUGAAGAGGCACGCACUCACCACCACUGCCCCGCUUGCCCAAUGGCCUGAUUGCUGCCGCCUGAUUGAACUGAUCUUUGUCAGGCUCUGUGCCAUCCAUCGCUCUCCCAAGAAGAAGGGGACUGGUGCAGUGUCCAGAUGGAGUUUAAUCCUGGAUGACUACAGGAAAAUCAGGCAGCGCAUUUUGGCAAAUGGGACGGUCAUGCAGCAGACCACACUGCAGCUGGUGGAUGUAAGCCACACCACCCUUGUGCAGUGGCACAACAAGAGGGUGAAGAAGCAGGACAACGCUGUGGUUAUGCAGGGGCUGAACUUGCCCAGUCGCUUGUCUGCGGCAGCCAACCCACUCCCUCCUGCUAAUGUGCGCCUUCCAUCUGCGCUCCCCCACCCAGGCCCGGCUCUCCAGUACCAACUGCCCUGCAGCACCGUGGGCCAGGCGCGGUUGAAAAGAAAGGUCCCGCCCACAGAUGUAACACCGGUUGCUAUAAAGAUGCAUGCCCAGCGUCAGCUCUUCCCUGCUCCACCCUCGGCCCCUCGUCUGUUGGUGCUGGCUCCGGUGACCUCACAGGUGCCUGUCCUCGUCGCUGCUCCACAGGCCCUGGGAGGUAUCUUCCCUGCACCCCCUGCUCCGGUCCGAAAACUAACCCGCCAUGUACUCCACAACACAUCCAAGAAAUGCGGGCAGUUCAGGACAGCCCAGACUGGACACAGUCAGUACAAAGGAACUGUGUACUGCCCCUCUGUAGAGGCUGUUCCCAAGGAGCAAUGGUUGGAGGACAUGAAACAAGUAGAUGCCCCUCUACCCCCCUCCCAGAGGCAUGGACGCUGGGCUAGUGCCCCUCUACCCCCCUCCCAGAGGCAUGGACGCUGGGCUAGUGCCCCUCUACCCCCCUCCCAGAGGCAUGGACACUGGGCUAGUGCCCCUCUACCCCCCUCCCAGAGGCAUGGACACUGGGCUAGUGCCCCUCUACUCCCCCUCCCAGAGGCAUGGACGCUGGGCUAGUGCCCCUCUACCCCCCUCCCAGAGGCAUGGACACGGGGCUAGUGCCCCUCUACCCCCCUCCCAGAGGCAUGGACACUGGGCUAGUGCCCCUCUACCCCCCUCCCAGAGGCAUGGACACUGAACACUUUAAUGUUGUUAAUAGUUCUGUUAAUGUUUUCUGUUAUUGUCUAUAGUUACUGUUGAAUAAGUGAAUGGAGGGAUUCACUACUGUUCUGUAUAUAUUUAAGUUAUUGUCUAUAGUUACUGUUGAAUAAGUGAAUGGAGGGAUUCACUACUGUUCUGUAUAUAUUUAAGUUAUUGUCUAUAGUUACUGUUGAAUAAGUGAAUGGAGGGAUUCACUACUCUUCUGUAUAUAUUUAAGUUAUUGUCUAUUGUUACUGUUGAAUAAGUGAAUGGAGGGAUUCACUACUGUUCUGUAUAUAUUUAAGUUAUUGUCUAUAGUUACUGUUGAAUAAGUGAAUGGAGGGAUUCACUACUGUUCUGUAUAUAUUUAAGUUAUUGUCUAUAGUUACUGUUGAAUAAGUGAAUGGAGGGAUUCACUACUGUUCUGUAUAUAUUUAAGUUAUUGUCUAUAGUUACUGUUGAAUAAGUGAAUGGAGGGAUUCACUUACUACUGUAUAAUGGCUUUGUGAUGACUGAAAAUAAAAGUUUGAUCACAACAGA
Molecule: messenger RNA, 2019 nt
Organism: Osmerus eperlanus (European smelt)
Lineage: Eukaryota; Metazoa; Chordata; Actinopteri; Osmeriformes; Osmeridae
Exons: 2
Coding region: 121-1356 (411 amino acids)
Source: RefSeq, a predicted model, not a curated record